This is a messenger RNA of Astrephomene gubernaculifera, 2058 nucleotides long. The record is from the annotation of a GenBank genome assembly. Lineage: Eukaryota; Viridiplantae; Chlorophyta; Chlorophyceae; Chlamydomonadales; Astrephomenaceae.
CAGGCGGUGGGUGUGCCCAUCUCCAAGAUCUCCCUCUACACCGCGUGCGGCGGCAUCCCGCCCUCCCUCACCAUGCCCGUCAUGGUGGAUGUGGGCACGGACAACGAGGAGCUGCUGAGGAGCCCGUUCUACGUGGGCGUACGACACAGUCAGUUAGUUGUUUCCUCUUUUCCCCCUCCCCCUUGCACCCCCCCAGGCGUGUGCGCGGCGACCCCUACUACGAGCUGAUGGACGAGUUCCUGACCGCCGUCAAGAGGCGCUUCGGGAACACCGUGCUGGUGCAGUUUGAGGACAUGGCGUACGACAACGCCUCCAAGCUGCUCAACAUGUACCGCACCGAGUUCCCCGCCUUCAACGACGACAUGACGGGGCUGGCGGCGGCGGUGCUGGCAGGCAUCAUGGCGGCGCUGCCCAAGACGGGCGGCAGGCUGGCGGACCACCGCAUCGUGUUCGUGGGCGAGGGUGCCGUUGUCGCCUGCAUCGCCGAGCUGUUCGCCACCGCAGUGGCCACCCAGACCAACCAGACGGUGCUGGACGCCAGGAAGAAGCUCUGGCUGGUGGACGCUAAGGGUCUGGUGACUCGCGAGCGCGGCGACAGCUCCACCCUGGAGUCCUUCAAGCUGCCGUACUGCCACUCCGCCCCCUCCCCCUCCUCCCCCGGCGGCCCCUCCGACCUGCUGGGGGCGGUGCGGCUGCUGCAGCCCACCGUGCUGGUGGGGCUCAGCUCGCAGGGGGGGCAGCCGCCCUUCGCGUUCACACCGGAGGUGCUGCAGGCCAUGUCUGAGACCUGCAAGCACCCGCUCAUCUUCCCGCUCAGCUCCACCCCCGAGUGCACCCCCGCGGAGGCAUAUGCGCACACGCAGGGCAGGGCGCUGGUGGCGACGGAGCAAAAGUCCGAGCCCGUGCCGCUCCCCAACGGCCGGCUGGCCUACCCCGGCCAGUGCACCUCCACCUACAUCUUCCCCGGCGUGGGUCUGGGUGCGCUCAUCAGCCGCUGCACCAAGCUGCGCGACGAGCAGUUCAUCGCGGCGGCGGAGGCGGUGGGGCGCAUGGUGGCGGAGGACGAGCUGGCCAGGGGCAGCAUGUACCCGGCGCUGAGCAAGAUCCGCGAGGUGUCCGCCAGUGUGGCCCGCGCAGUGGCCCAGAAGGCCUACGAGGGCGGCUUCGCAACCGCGCUGCCCAAGCCGCACAACCUGUACGAGGCGGCGCGGAGCAGCAUGUACCACCCGCAGUACAGGAGGUACAGGUAGAGGCGCGGUGGGCUGGCAGGGAGGCUGGUUGCAUGGGAGGCUGCCUACUGGGGGGGCCGCCAGCUGGGGCCGGCUGGUUUGUUGGAGGGAUGGCUGCUUUGUUGGGGGCUCCGCAGAGGCAGCCUGAGAGGGAGCGCUUGCGAAGCCCAGAUGCGGAAGUGCCGGAGUGGGCUUACCUGCGUUGGCAUGGCUUACAUGUAGAGAGAGUUGGAGGGAGUUUUUUUUAAGUUUUGUUGAGGUGAGAAGCAGGAACUGUAAGACGAGGGGUUGAGAGUGCAUGUGAGAUUGUGGCGGGCUGUGCGGGUCGCCGCCGGGGGUGUGUACGGCGUCCUGCCGUACAGUCCGUACCGUUGGUGGUGCAUGCGUACUUGUACCUCAUACAAUACAAGAGAGCGCUGCUGAGCGAGAGAAUUUGCUGGAGGGAGAAAGAAGAAAGAACCAGAAGAUCGAGAGAGUGGCGCUGUCACAGGCGCACGUGUUUACUCGUUGAGGCUUAUAAAGGCUUGGGAUUAGGUUAAGGUACAUCCCAACCAACUUUGUACGAAUAAGGAUAUCGUGGACUUGUAGAGCGGAUAAAAUGCGGCCCUGGCUUGGAGGAGCGCCGGUGAGGGAUGCCUGCUGGUCUGGCUUGUGGGCACUGGCUUGUGUUGUACCUCGGGUCUGCCGCUGCCAGCACCUGCACUUGCAUAGGAAAGUGUAGUCGGGUCGAUGAGGGUUUCAAUGGAACGGUGCAGCAGCAGCAUGAACUGACCGGACACCAGUCGGAUAGGCUAACAGCAUAUCACGGUAUGUAAUUGUUGCAUGUCUG